AUGCUGCACCGUCAUUAUACGCCUCUGAACAAAGUAAUUCGUGGCUUUGGACGUUACACCGUGCUACAUUCUUCAGAUGGGGUUCUCAAUGAGGGCGAACUGCCGGAGCCGGAAUACACGAAAAAUAUGAUUGCUAAAUUCCAACAGCCCCCGCCGUCCUCUCCUCCUUCGCAGACCGCCAUGCAGACGCCAAAAGUGGGUAAAGUCAAAACUCCUGACUUCUUAAACAACAACGAGAAACCCAGUCCGGAGCCCAGUCCUCCGGUUAAUGACAUCCUGCCUCCCACUGGCUCCGCAAAACGUCUCGUGGAGCAGUGGAGCACGAUAGGUUCCCAGGAAAAGGUAACUCCAAAGCCGCAACUGGCCGACGAGCACUACUACGCGCCUAACACGGCCAAGAUGAUCGCCGCCAAAUUCAGUGGUUUGUUGAAUGGCCACACGGGCGAGUGCAUGGCCAAUGGAGAUCAAAAUGACCCAGAAUUGCCAGCCGAAGGCAUGGCACGCGGUCUGAUCGCCAAAUUCUCCGUUCUUGACGCUUGA
Molecule: messenger RNA, 540 nt
Organism: Dibothriocephalus latus
Lineage: Eukaryota; Metazoa; Platyhelminthes; Cestoda; Diphyllobothriidea; Diphyllobothriidae
Source: the annotation of a GenBank genome assembly